UGUCACCAUACCGGAAGCACUUGCUGGGCGGAGUCGCCUGUUUUCACUUCCUUGAUGCACACUAACAGCUAACAGAGCUGCACAAUGAAAAUACUCACUUUACUCAGCUUAUUUGCCACAUAUUUAUCAGCCAACAGCAUCAACAUCGAGGAUAACGCAGGGCAGUUCUUCAGCAGUGGUCACACUAACAACUGGGCUGUUCUGGUGUGCACAUCCAGAUUCUGGUUCAACUACCGUCAUGUGGCCAAUACUCUGUCCGUCUACAGAAGUGUUAAGAGGCUGGGCAUCCCUGACAGCCACAUAGUUCUCAUGCUGGCCGAUGACAUGGCUUGUAACCACAGAAACCCCAAACCGGCCACAGUGUUCAGCCACAAGAACAUGGAGCUGAAUGUGUACGGUGACGACGUGGAGGUGGACUACCGAGGAUAUGAGGUGACAGUGGAGAACUUCCUGCGUGUUUUGACUGGCAGGCUGCCGCCCAGCACUCCACGUUCAAAGCGCCUCCUCUCUGAUGACCGCAGCAACAUCCUCAUAUACCUGACAGGCCAUGGCGGGAAUGGCUUUCUGAAGUUCCAGGACUCUGAGGAGAUAAGUAAUGUGGAACUGGCCGACGCUUUUGAGCAGAUGUGGCAGAAAAGAAGGUACAAUGAGCUGCUCUUCAUCAUUGACACCUGUCAGGGCGCCUCCAUGUAUGAGAGGUUCUACUCCCCAAACCUCAUGGCGUUGGCCAGCAGUCAAGUUGGAGAGGACUCUCUGUCGCAUCAGCCAGAUUUGGCCAUAGGAGUCCAUUUGAUGGACCGUUACACCUUCUACCUGCUGGAGUUCCUGGAAGACAUCCACCCUGCAAGCAAAUCCAACAUGAAUGACCUGUUCAAAGUGUGUCCCAAGAGUCAGUGUGUGUCCACACCAGGCCACCGUACCGACCUUUUCCUGAGGGACCCAGGAAGUGCCCUCAUCACGGAUUUCUUUGGUAGCGUACGCAAAGUCGAGAUCACCAUGGAAACCAUCAACUUGACUGACCCCAUCGAGCAGGCGGAGCAGACCACUGUGAAUGGAGAGCUGCAAAAACAGACCUACUCUUAUGUGGACCAGCUGCCAGUGUCUGAGAUCAUCCAUCAGAAACCAAAGCAGAAAGACUGGCAUCCUCCUGAUGGCUUCAUCCUGGGCCUGUGGACUCUAAUCCUCCUGGUGUUUUUCAAGACGUACGGCAUGAAGCACCUCAAACACAUCUUCUGAGGCCUCAACCGCUGGAUAUCUGAGGACGGGGAAGCUGCAGAUCAGGAGCUUUUACCGAAUAUUAGAGGAGCUGUGCGGUUGACAGGCUCAUUUUCCUGAAAAUGGAAAGGAGAUGUAUUGCACCACAACCGCUUGGCCAGGAACUGUGUGAUGCAAUUGGUGCCCUUUUUUCUUUUGGAUGAUUGCUCAAUGCUGAUGAAAUUUGUGUAUUAUUCCAGAUGUGAGAAGGGACAAAUACUUGAAAGUCAUGCAUCAGAUAUGCGAUGCCUCAACUCUGCAUGUGCACACCACUAGCAGUGUGGCUAUUUUUAAACAGUUUUAUAUGUUUUUUUUUGACAAGCUGUAUUUAUUUCUUUGUGUGUCAAAAGUUUUGUUUCGUCAAGCCAUUCCAUAAUUGCUUUGAUUUGGUUAAAACAUGCACUGAAUUGAGUCCGCAGAUAAGAAUUUAAUUUAUUUUCGAGAGCGUGCUACUCUGCAUAUUUCAGCAGCGGCAGCCCUUUUUGUUUAAGUGCUACUCAGAACGUCUGCUCGGUCAGAAAAAGGAAAGUGCGGGACGAGGGCAGGCUGAUUGGCUGUGAGUGGGCUGUGAAGAGAUUACUAUUUAAUGUCUCCCUUGUCCAUAUACAUUACACCCCUUGACUGUCAUAUCACGCUUGUGAAGGAUAACAAUCGCAUAUAAUCCCAUCUCGCAUGAUGGACCCAUCCACUUUCCCAUUCACCAAAUUGCCCUCCCUGUGGAAACAUCCAUUAGCUCCCCAGCCGUGUACUCGGCUGAUUGUAUUCUGGGUGAUGGACAGCUAUUUCCCCGGCCAUUCCACGUCUCGCGCUACAGCAGCGAUAAGUGAGUGAUAACCUAGUAAGCCGCCGGCCGUCCCAAAUGAAUCUCCUCUGUGCUGGGACGUGUUUUUCUCCUCUCCCCUUUCUCUGCAUUUGUAACCACUCUGCAUUAGGCUCAUUGUUGGGGGGAGUGACUGAUGCUCAAAGCAUAUGAAUUGAACCUGAGGUAGUUUAUCUUUGCUCCUUGACGCGAGGACCCGCCCAUCGGGUGCCUGCUGCCACUCUCCCUUGCGGCUCAAGUGGAAAAUAGAUGGAGUUGGAAAUGAAACCAUAUGUAUCGAAAGGCAGCUGCUGCGUCAGCCACCAAGUACCUUCUCUUAUACAUUAUUUAUGCUUUAACGCUUAUUUUUUCUUCCUUUUUCCCUCCCUGUUAUUUCCUGUAAUCUCAUAACUCGUGGUCUCCCUUUCAGAGAGAGUAAGCUCAUUUUAUUUCCUCAAUUGGAAGGAUUUUGAUACCCUGAUUAAAGAUGAAACACUCAAUUAAAGGAAUGUAUUUGCCUGUU
This is a messenger RNA of Sebastes umbrosus (honeycomb rockfish), 2576 nucleotides long. RefSeq names its product phosphatidylinositol glycan anchor biosynthesis, class K (gene pigk). Gene Ontology annotation, biological process: attachment of GPI anchor to protein; proteolysis; protein localization to cell surface. The transcript is spliced from 11 exons. The coding region runs from base 85 to 1236 and encodes 383 amino acids. The record is from RefSeq and is a predicted model, not a curated record. Gene Ontology annotation, cellular component: GPI-anchor transamidase complex. Gene Ontology annotation, molecular function: GPI-anchor transamidase activity. Lineage: Eukaryota; Metazoa; Chordata; Actinopteri; Perciformes; Sebastidae.